UCACCGUGUUCACAUCUAUAGAUACGUCAGAACAGAUAGCAGGCUGCUCGGGGCGGUUUGCUGUUGCGCGCCAAUUUGAGACGUAUCCAUGUUCCGAGACAGAGAUCUAAGCGGAUGGAUGAAAACAAAGCGCAAAGAAAGAAAGGUCGACCCCAUUCCCCUCCGUUUUCACCCGAAGGGCAGAGGGGACAGAGUCCCGUCCUCUGCGCGUCCUCCUCCCGGAAGAGCAAUGGAGAGGCUGCCUGGCGCCGGCGGAGCCGUCUUCUCUCUACUGUCCCUCCUCUUGCAUUUCGCCAGCGCCUCUGAGAUCCCGCUCUCAGUUCCACAGGUUCCAACCAUCACAAAACAGUCAAAAGAGCAAGUCGCCUUUCCCUUUGAUGAAUAUUUUCAAAUCGAAUGUGAAGCUAAAGGCAAUCCGGAGCCAAGAUUUACGUGGACGAAAGAUGGCAAGCCCUUUGACCUCUCCGACCCUCGGGUCAUUGCCUCCAACAACUCAGGAACCUUCCGGAUCCCGAAUGAGGGGCAGAUAGCUCACUUCCAGGGGAAAUACCGCUGCUUCGCUUCGAACAAGCUGGGAGUGGCCAUGUCGGAAGAAAUAGAAUUUAUAGUUCCCAAUGUUCCAAAAUUCCCCAAAGAAAAGAUCGAGCCCCUUGAAGUGGAGGAGGGAGACCCCCUGGUCCUGCCCUGCAACCCGCCCACGGGGCUGCCCCCACUGCACAUCUACUGGAUGAACAUCGAACUGGAGCACAUCCAGCAAGAUGAGAGGGUGUACAUGAGCCAGGAGGGGGACCUGUACUUUGCGAACGUGGAGGAACACGACAGCAGGAACGACUACUGCUGCUUCGCGGCCUUCCCCAGGCUGAGGACCAUUGUGCAGAAAAUGCCGAUGAAGCUGACAGUCAACAGUUUAAAGCAUGCUAAUGACUCGGGUUCACCCACAGAGGCCGGCUCCCGGGCGAAUUCCAUCAAGCAGAGAAAGCCCAGCCUGCUGCUGCCUCCGGCGGCGAGGGGCCCCGAGUCCGCGGUCACCGUCCUCCGGGGGGACACCCUGGUGCUGGAGUGCUUCGCCGAAGGCCUGCCAACACCACAGGUCGAUUGGGAAAAAGUGGGUGGUGAUUUACCAAAAGGAAGAGAAACGAAGGAGAAUUACGGCAAGAUGUUGAAGAUAGAGAACGUCUCCUACGAGGACAAAGGGAAUUACCGCUGCACAGCCAACAACUUCCUGGGCGUGGCCACGCACGAUUUCCACGUCACGGUAGAAGAGCCCCCUCGCUGGACGAAGAAACCCCAGAGUGGCGUGUAUAGCACGGGGAGCAGCGGCAUCCUGCUGUGCGAGGCGGAGGGCGAGCCCGAGCCCGUCAUCCGGUGGCGAGUCAAUGGCAUCCCCAUAGAGGAAAACCCAUUUGCCGGUGACGUUGUCUCCCCCGGGGAGGUCAGCUUCACGGACCUGCAGCCCAACCACACGGCCGUGUACCAGUGCGAGGCCUCCAACGCGCACGGCACCAUCCUGGCCAACGCCAACGUCGACGUGGUCGAUGUCCGUCCACUGAUAGAAACUGAGGAUGAGGAGAGCUACGCCGCCGUGGCGGGGUCCAGCGCCUUCCUGCGCUGCGAGUUCUUCGCCUCGCCCCAGGCCAUGGUGUCCUGGCAGAAGGUGGACGCAGCCAGGCCUCUCGAAGGCCCACGGUACCACGUCCACGCGAACGGGACUCUGCAGGUCCGCGAGGCCACCGUGGAGGACGCGGGCGCCUACUCCUGCUGGGUGGAGAACGCGCAGGGGAAGACCGCAGUCACGGCCAGUCUGGACAUCCGCAAUGCCACGAAGCUCCACGUCUCCCCCAGGGACCCCCGCGUCCCCCGGUCGCACACACUGGAGCUGCACUGCGAGAGCGAGUGCGACCCGCACCUGAAGCCGAGUCUGAGGUUGACCUGGAGCAAAGGGGGCGCCGCCUUCGAGACCAACGGCACCGAGGAUGGCAGGAUCCUGAUUGACGGAGCCCACCUGACCAUCUCCAACCUCACCCUGGAGGACCAAGGCGUCUACACCUGCUCGGCUCACACAGCUCUCGACAGCACUGCCAACGAGACUCGCGUGACCGUGAUCGAUGUUCCGGAUCCCCCCGAGAACCUUCGCUUGUCGGAACGACAGAACAGGAGCGUGCGGCUGACGUGGGACGCCGGGGACAGCCAUAACAGCAACAUCAGUGGGUAUGUCGUGGAGUUUGAGGGCAACAGGGAGGAGCCGGGCCGGUGGGAGACGCUGGCGGACGUCCCCGGGGAGGAGACCACGGUGCUGCUGCCUCUGGCACCCUACGUGAGGUACCAGUUCAGGGUCAUCGCCGCCAACGAAGUGGGCAGGAGCCGCCCCAGCAGGCCGAGCGAGCACCACGAAACGCCUCCCGCAGCUCCAGACAAGAAUCCACAAAACAUAAGGGUUCAAGCCUCUCAGCCCAAGGAAAUGGUUAUCAAGUGGGAGCCUCUCAAGUCCAUGGACCAGAACGGGCCGGGGCUGGAGUACAGAGUGGCCUGGAAGCCCAUGGGGGCCCCGGUGGAGUGGGAAGAGGAGACGGUCCGAGAGCACAGCCUCCGGGUGAUGACGCCGGCCGUCUACGCCCCCUACGAGGUCCAGGUCCAAGCCCUCAACCACCUGGGCGCCGGCCCCCAACCCCAGUCCGUGGUGCUCUACUCUGGGGAAGACUACCCCGACGCGGCCCCGGUGAUCCACGGCGUGGACGUGGUGAACAGCACGCUGGCGAAGGUGACCUGGUCCUCGGUGCCAAAGGACAGAGUGCACGGGCGUCUGAAAGGAUACCAGAUAAACUGGUGGAAGACGAAAAGCCUGGCGGAUGGGCGAUCGCUCCCCAAAGAGGUGAGCAUCCUGCGGUUCCCGGGCCAGAGGAGUUCGGGCAUGCUGCCCGCGCUGGACGCCUUCAGCGAGUUCCACCUGACCGUCCUGGCCUUCAACGCCAAGGGCGCUGGUCCCGAGAGCGAGCCCUACGUCUUCCAGACGCCGGAAGGAGUACCCGAACAGCCAACCUUCCUCAAGGUCAUCAAAGUGGACAAGGACACGGCCACGUUGGCCUGGGGGCCACCCAAGAAGCUGAACGGAAACCUCACUGGCUACCUGCUGCAGUACCAGAUAAUAAACGACACCGAUGAGAUCGGAGAGCUAAAUGACGUCAGCAUCACCGCCCCGUCCAAGCCCAUCUGGCGGCUGUCGAACCUCAACGCCACCACCAAGUACAAAUUCUACGUGAGGGCUUGCACGUCCAGGGGCUGCGGGAAGCCCGUCACGGAGGAAACGGCCACGUUGGGUGAGGGCAGCAGAGGUCUCGGGAAGCUCCCAGAAGGAGUGAACGCCACUGAAAAGGCUCACCCCCCCGAGGUGCCUGAGCCCGGAGCCGAACACGCAGUCCGCCUCCUGCCUAAGAACUGGGUUGGGAACAAUAGCAUUUUUGAAGAUGUGAUUGAGGCGAGAGGGAGAGAGUACGCGGGCUUGUAUGACGACAUCGCCACGCAGGGCUGGUUCAUCGGGCUGAUGGGCGCCAUCGCCGUCCUCACCCUCGUGCUGCUGACUGUCUGCUUCGUGAAGAGGAACCGAGGCGGGAAGUACUCAGUGAAAGACAAGGAGGACCUGCACCCGGACCCGGACGUUCAGUCGGGGAAAGAUGAGACCUUUGGUGACUACAGCGACAGCGACGAGAAGCCCCUGAAGGGAAGCCUUCGGUCCCUCACGCGGGACCUGCCGGCCACAGAGAGCGCCGACAGCCUGGUCCCCUAUGGGGACGGUGACCAGGGCCUGUUCAGCGAAGAUGGGUCCUUCAUCGGUGCCUACGCGGGCUCCAAGGAGAAGGGCUCAGUGGAAAGCAACGGCAGCUCCACAGCCACCUUCCCUCUGCGCGUGUGAGUGCCACUCGUGGGCGCCACACGUGGGAACCACGUUCCCCCUGAGAGUGUGACCAUUCCCGUGGGAGCCACGUUCCCCCUGCGAGCAUGACCACUGCCUGUGGGAGCUGUCUUCCCCCUGCCCAUGUGGCCAUCACGUGUGGAAGCCACGUGUGGGAGACACGUGGGAACCACGUUCCCUCUGCCCGUGUCGCCUCCAAGUGUGCGGGCCAUGUUCCCCCUGCAAGCAUGGCUGCCUCAUGUGGGCAUCAGCGGUUCCCACCGACCUCCUGUCUGUCGGCUCGUGGGUCCAGAGCGUGCACCUGGGACCCAGCACUGCCAGAAGCUCCAGCCAGACUCCCACGCCUGCAACCACGCGGAGCAAACAGCACUGCCGUGAAAAAUAACAACGCCCUGAGCGCCGCGGGCCUCUUGUUGUUGGUUCGUUUUCUUUACAGGUGCUGAACACGCAGAACACGGAACAGCCGUGUUUAGGUCCACCUCCAGGAAUCCAAAGUGUCCGUCAGUGUGUUCCGUCCCCACCGGCCACGCUUGCACAGACGUGGCGGCCCCACGGGGUCUCUGUUUGCACGAGUGUGCUCUCGCAGGGGAGUCCGGGUGAUGCUCCCCUACAGGUUAGAAGGUAGAUGGGGGAGCACACAGGUUAUUUAAGUGUAAAGAGGAAAAUGAAUGUCUUAUUAAAACCGUUGGUUGUCUGUAUGCAGUCAGAGUUUAUUAUUUAAGUUUAGGAGAAGUCUUAGUACACGGUCCGCUAGCACUUGCUGAGCGCUAUUUGCCCGGAGACAGCCUUGUUUCAACAGCAGCUGAACUGCCUCAGCGGGAACUGCUCAUUCCUAUAGGCUGUGAUACCGGCACACAUCCUGUUGGUGUUUUUUUCUUGGACUAAAUUUGGCUGCAGGAGAGGCCGCGUCCCAGGCCGUCUUAGGAAAGAUGGCGAGUCCUGGCACUGCCGAGGGUGGUGGCCGUGGCUCCGUGACCUCCCCACUCCCACGCUGUUUCCCGGAUGGUACGCCGCAUCUGCUCGCGAGUGCAUUGUGCGUGCCAUGUUGAUAUCCGCACCAUAGGAGGUGGGGUUGGAGGCGAGAGGGAGGACAUGAAAGACGCCGUGCCCACCAUCCCAUGGCACGCCCGGGCCAUGCGGCUCCCACACACGGCUCUGUACAAAGCCCCCGGAUUCCGUUCUUCAUGGCUUCCGCCCAGGGUCUUACUGUAACACGUCCUGUAGACGUGGAGGGAACGUCUUCAUAUUUUUCAACGUAAGUUUUGUUGGGGGGCGUGUGCUCCGACCCCAGCCCCGAGGGAGGCCGUUCACACACGACCCUCCAUCACGGGCUGACCAUGUUUGGGGGCGUGUUCCGUGUUCUCCUGGCGACAUCAGCGCGAGGUGAGGGAAUUCAUUUCCUGGCAUGUGGGCUGCCCGUCCGCCCAAAAUUGUCCAUGAAAACGUGAAGAAAGAGUGUGAAGGCUCGUGCAUGCGCGUCAGCGACCUCCAGUGCUCAGCUCUCUGUGUGCGGAAACAGCUCUUACCCUCCCCACAAAACCCCUAAUUGUGUUUAAGCCAAAUUGGUUCCCAGAUUCUGCCUUUUGGAGCUGUGGCUGUGGGCAUCCCUUCUAGCGAAUCCCUUGACUUUGG
Molecule: messenger RNA, 5539 nt
Organism: Myotis brandtii (Brandt's bat)
Lineage: Eukaryota; Metazoa; Chordata; Mammalia; Chiroptera; Vespertilionidae
Gene: CHL1
Product: cell adhesion molecule L1-like
Exons: 28
Coding region: 89-3907 (1272 amino acids)
Biological process (GO): brain development; cell-cell adhesion
Molecular function (GO): cell-cell adhesion mediator activity
Source: RefSeq, a predicted model, not a curated record